This is a messenger RNA of Tupaia belangeri chinensis (Chinese tree shrew), 645 nucleotides long. RefSeq lists its product as uncharacterized. Gene Ontology annotation, biological process: translation. Bases 1 to 645 code for a protein of 214 amino acids. Gene Ontology annotation, molecular function: structural constituent of ribosome; mRNA binding. NCBI's taxonomy places the organism in Eukaryota, Metazoa, Chordata, Mammalia, Scandentia, Tupaiidae. The transcript has 3 exons. The record is from RefSeq and is a predicted model, not a curated record. Gene Ontology annotation, cellular component: cytosolic small ribosomal subunit; ribosome.
AUGUCCCUAAUACAACGUGUAACCUUGCAGAUACAGCACUGCAACUGUACUUUCAGGAGCUCAAAGUCAACCAUAGGUGCAUGGUACAACACAACAGCCUAUUUCAAAACACUUCUCAAAACCUCCUACUGCAUCCUUCUUUCUAAUAGUCCAAAGAUGCAAAAUAUGGGGGACCAAGAGCAAACAGGAAACAAUGGAAAAUUUCAGGAGUCUCCUAUUCUUGACCAACCUAAAGAAGCAAGCAGGAAUUGGGAAACAAAGAAAACUGUAAAACAUAAAAAGAUGUGGUCUAGCCAAAAGAGGCCUCGCUUCCAAGAUGAAGUAAAAAGGAAUAACGGACGUGCCAAAAAGGGCCGUGGCCAUGUGCAGCCUAUUCGCUGCACAAACUGUGCCCAAUGCAUGCCCAAGGACGAGGCUAUUAACAAGUUCAUCACCGGAAACAUAGUAGAGGCUGCACCUGAAGCAAGUGUCUUCAAUGCCUAUGUGCUCCCCAAGCUGUAUGUGAAGCUACGUUACUGUGAGAGUUGCACCACUCAUAGCACGGUAAUCAAGAACCCAUCUCAUGAAGCUUGCAAGGACCGAACACCCCCACCCCGAUUUAGACCUGAGGGUGCUGCCCCUCGCCCUUCGCCAAAGCCCAUGUAA